AUGGUGAAACGCCAGGGCCAGUCUGUCGGAGGCCACGCCAUGUCGUUCAGCUUCAUGAUGCAGGACCCGACGUCCAUCCAAUCCACGAGGCACAUUCCCCUGAUCAGGAACCUGCAGAAGCAGGUCAAGGAUACCGACGCCCAGCUCAAGGAGACGAAGAAGGUGCUUCAGAGUGUGGUCAAGACAUUUCUCGAGAGCAACAACAAGAUCGUUGCCGAGGCGGUGGCUGGUGCCAAGAAGAAGACUGGCCCGAAGAUGGUCGAGGCCGAGGUCCAGAGCUCGCCGACGGUGUUGGGCCGCCUGCCCAAGCUGACCAAGUUGCCAUCACUGAUGAUUGCAGACGGCAAGGAUCUGCCGCGCCCAGAGAAGCGCAAGCGUAGGAAG
Prorocentrum cordatum is the source of this 384-nucleotide messenger RNA. The record is from the annotation of a GenBank genome assembly. NCBI's taxonomy places the organism in Eukaryota, Dinophyceae, Prorocentrales, Prorocentraceae.